AUUAUUGUUAUAUUUCAUUAUAAGUAUAUUCCGAAAAUGCUGCUUGCAAGUUGGAAAAGUCAUUAUAUUAGGCACCAUAAAAAUUAAACGUCUUAAUAGGUAUUUCUAAAUACAUUUUCUCUCUUAAAAGUUAAGUUCACCUUUAUAAAAGUAAGAGCACGGCCGUUAAGAGCGAGCUAUAAAGAGCUUUUAUUCGGUGAAACAUUUUGUGGGGUCAGUAAGUACUUGAAAGGCAUAAGUAUCAGACGCUAGCGCAUCUAAACAAAGAUACUAUCAUGGCAGACCAAACAACACCGAAGUGGGUGAACCAAGAGCUUUUCAAUGGGUUAUUGGAACAAAAUAACAAGAAUUUCAAGGCGAUACUAACAUUUGUUCCCACAUCGGCGAUUAGUAAGGGCGAGAAUUAUUUGACGAUCGUGCUACGUAUACAAAUUCAAAUGCAGCUAAAAAAUGACAGCACAGAAGAUGUCAGCUUCAUAUUAAAGAUUCCUCUGGUUCCGGAUGAUCAGGAAAACGAUUUCCACGAUAUGUUCGAUACCGAACUAAAUAUGUACGACCAUCUGAUACCAGAAUUGGAGGACCUAUAUGCCAAGAACACUUCCCUGUCACCGAGAUUCAAGCCGCUGCAUUUUAAGUUUCCUGGGACUCCGGUUAAAAGCGACUACAUUUUGUUGGAGGAUCUGCGAAAUAGGGGAUACAGAAAUGCUGACAGAAUUCAGGGCUUGGAGCAGUUCGAAGUGGAGGCAGUGCUUAAGAAGUUGGCCCAGUGGCAUGCAGCCUCUGCAAAACGAGUCGUUGAGCUGGGAGAGUACGAGCAGGGUAUCCGCGAGAGUUACUUCACGACCGAACACCAGAAAUUGUUGGAUGAAUUCAACAUCAAUUUCUGUAUGCCAUUCUUGGAGUGCAUGCAGCAAUAUAAUCUGAAUCCAGGACAACUGGUUCUAAUAAGCGACUACACAUCGCGUUUGACGGAUCUGAAUAUAGAGUUUGGUAGAAAUGAUUCUAUGGAGUUGAGUGUCCUAAACCAUGGAGACUUUUGGUGCAACAACUUUAUGUUCAAGUACAAAGAUGGUUCAGAGAUUGAAGAUGUUUGUUUCGUUGAUUUUCAGCUGCCUAAAUUUGGCACACCAGCCCAAGAUCUUCUGUGUCUGCUGAUGACCUCCCCCAAGUUCUCGAUCAAACUGAAUAAGUUCGAUCAUUUCAUAGAGUAUUAUCACCAGCAGCUCGUCCAUCAUCUCGGUCUGCUCAACUACAAUAGGAAUGCUCCCACACUGGCUCAACUUCACACCCAUCUGCACAGAUAUAGUCUCUGGGCUUUUAUAUGUGCUCAGCGUAUGCUGCCUAUAGUGCUGCUCCCGCCCGAUGACGAUUCGAAUAUAGGCAAUAUGAUGGGAAACUCGGAGGAGGCAAUAGCAUUCAAGCGUAAGAUGUUUCUCCUGCCGGCUUAUGUGGAUCAGAUCAAGGUCAUAUUGCCUUGGCUCAUUAACCGUGGUUACAUAAGAUAAAC
Drosophila rhopaloa is the source of this 1507-nucleotide messenger RNA. RefSeq lists its product as uncharacterized. The record is from RefSeq and is a predicted model, not a curated record. NCBI's taxonomy places the organism in Eukaryota, Metazoa, Arthropoda, Insecta, Diptera, Drosophilidae. The transcript has 5 exons. The coding region runs from base 276 to 1505 and encodes 409 amino acids.